AUGGUUAGAUUUAGAGAUGAUGACUUAAUGUCUAAUAUUGUUGAUAGGGAAAUGGAUAAGAGAACCAUGCUAACAGCAUUUUUUGAGAGAAAUAGAAUCGAUGAAACAGCAAGGGUAUAUUUGUAUAAAUAUUUUCCAAAACACUUUACGUGGAAUGGAAGCACACGCCGUUGGAAUCCUCGUGGCCGUAAAAACCAAAGAGGUCGUAUCGUUUCCGCUAAUCCAGCCGAAGGAGAAAGGUACUACUUACGCCUACUUUUGUCAAAUGUCAGAGGGCCUACUUCUUUUGAACAUCUAUGCACAGUUAAUGGUCAACGGUGUGAGACAUUUCGAAAAGCAGCUCUUGAGUUAGGCUUAAUAGAAGACGAUGAAUAUCUAUCACAAUGUCUCGAAGAAGCCUCUACGUUUCAGUUUCCUAAUGCUCUUCGAAGGUUAUUUGCGACCAUAAUGAUUUUUUGCCAACCUGGAGAUAUUCGAAAGUUAUGGAAUGACCAGUUCGAAUCACUGUCUGAAGAUCAUCGGUUACACUGUCAAAGUAUAGAACGAGUUCAAAAUAUGGUUCUUACUGAAAUUAGUGUCUUGCUACAAUCCAUGGGUAAAAAUAUCAAUGAAUUCGACCUUCCUAAGAUAACAGACGAUGUUAACUUACAAGAUGCAGGUUAUCGUGAGUUACAAGAAGAGUAUGGGAUUGUUUUGGAACCUGAACACUUGAGUGCCAAAGAUUCACUUAAUCCGGACCAGAAAAACGUGUUUGAUGAGAUCAUGAUGCAUGUUGAUAAUGAUCUUCCAGGCGUGCUCUUUAUUGAUGGCCCAGGUGGAACUGGAAAAACAUUUUUGUACAUUUCCUUGCUUACUGAAAUUCGGUCACGUGGUCUUAUUGCUCUCGCAACAGCUUCAUCAGGUGCAGCGGCUAAUAAUAUGCCAAGAGGUAGAACGGCUCACUCAAGAUUCAAGAUUCCUCUUAAUCUUGAAAAUAAUUCAAUGUGCAAUAUCAAAAAACAGAGUGGGGCCGCUAAACUGAUUCGGUCUGCCAAAAUAAUCAUAUGGGAUGAAGCGUCGAUGGCUAAACGACAGGCGAUAGAGGCAGUCGAUCGUACAUUCCAAGACAUUAUAGGCGUUAGUCUCCCAUUUGGUGGGAAGAUAAUGGUUAUGGGAGGUGACUUCAGACAGGUGUUGCCGGUUAUUAAACGUGGCACUCGAGCACAGAUUGUAGACUCCAGCGUACGAAUGUCACCUCUUUGGUCUUUGACUAAGAAGAUGCGGUUGACCAUAAAUAUGAGAGCGCUGAAAGAUCCGUGGUUUUCUAAAUUUCUUUUAAGAGUCGGCGAUGGAACUGAAGAACCAAUCGAAGGAAACUAUAUUCGCAUACCCGAUGACAUGACAAUUCAGUGCAACAACAGAGAAAACGCUAUAAAAGAAUUGAUCCAUGCCAUCUUUCCAUCAAUUGAAGAUAAUGUAUAUUCUUCAGAUUAUAUAAUCUCUAGAGCAAUAUUGUCCACUAAAAAUGAGAGUGUUGACGAGAUUAAUAAUCAAAUGAUUGAAAUUUUUCAAGGGGAGGAAAAAGUUUAUUACAGUUUUGAUGAAGCUGAAGACGAUCAGCGUAACUUCUAUCCGGUCGAGUUCUUAAACUCGCUAAAUGUUAGUGGUUUGGCGCCUCAUAAGCUUCAUUUAAAAAUUGGAUGCCCAAUAAUAUUGUUACGUAAUAUCGAUCCAUCACAUAGCCUUUGUAAUGGCACGCGGUUGAUAUGUAAGGGUUUCAUGCGAAAUGUUAUUGAUGCGGAAAUUGCAGUCGGUCAACAUGCCGGAAAAAGAGUUUUUUUUGCCAAGAAUCCCUCUAACCCUUUCUGA
Helianthus annuus (common sunflower) is the source of this 1848-nucleotide messenger RNA. RefSeq names its product ATP-dependent DNA helicase PIF1-like. Bases 1 to 1848 code for a protein of 615 amino acids. The transcript has a single exon. Gene Ontology annotation, molecular function: ATP hydrolysis activity; DNA helicase activity. NCBI's taxonomy places the organism in Eukaryota, Viridiplantae, Streptophyta, Magnoliopsida, Asterales, Asteraceae. The record is from RefSeq and is a predicted model, not a curated record. Gene Ontology annotation, biological process: DNA repair; telomere maintenance.